CUUUAGCGCUUACCAAUGAACUGCUGAACACUUUUACUCCGAGCAUACUCACAGCAGAUCCAUUAACUAACUGGGUUUGACUGGUGUGCACUUCUAUAUGAGGCUGGAACCACUUAAACACAUUUAAAGAGCCACUGGGAAGCGUUUUCCAUUUCUAUCUGGAGUUUUGCAUUGUUGGUGGAAUGAAACUCAAAAGCGAAUCUCUUUGGUGUCAUAAUGUAACGGUGAUUUUACCUUUUCCUAUUUGUAUUUAAUUAUAUUGGCGGCACGAUUUCAAAGCUUUAGAAUGUCGCGGAGCGUCGGAGAGAAAGAGCGCAAAUUUGAAUCGGACGAAAGUCGGAUUGACUCGGGAAUCGACUCGUACAAAUCGAUUUCCAGAGAUCCGUACGGGAGUUUGGAGAGUUCCGAGGAGAAAGAUAAAGCGAGUUGUGGAACAGAAGAGCGAUUGGAUUCUGCAUACGCGUCUUCGUCGUUAACAGUGGACAGUUUGGGAGAUAUUAUCGAGAAAUGCAGCAUUUCUGAAUGUGCAAACGCGACGGACUGUGAAUACACUGAGGAGGAAGUGAAUCUCUUAACCACUGUUACAGAAGAUGGAGACACGAUUCUCCAUUUGGCGGUAAUCCAUGAAGAGCAACGCUUUGCACUUCACUUGAUAGACCUGUUUCCAAGAGACCUGCUGGAUAUUCAGAACAACUUGUAUCAGACGCCGCUGCAUCUCGCCACAUAUCUGAACCAGCACAUCGUAGUGAAAGACCUGGUGGCGAAGGGUGUCUCGCUUGAGCUACAGGACCAAGAUGGAAACACCCCUCUUCAUGUGGCCUGUGAACAUGGCUUCUGGGAUUGUGCCAAUGAGAUGAUCCAUGACACCUCGCCCAACAAACUCGCCCACAUGCUGGAGGCCCAGAACUGGAGAGGUCUCGCGUGUCUCCAUGUGGCCACAAUGCACAAACACCAUCGUUUGAUUCGGCUCCUGAUGAAGAACGGUGUUAAUCUGAACAUACAGGAGGGUACGAGUGGGAAGACGGCGUUACACGUGGCCGUCGAGCUGCAUGAUGUGCCCACGGUGAAUCUCCUGCUCAACAAUGGGGCGAAUGUCGACGCCGCCAUGUUCAACGGCUGCACGGCGCUGCAUUUGGCAGUGGGCAGGCAGGACGCAGCUGUUGUCAACCGUCUGUGCCAGGCCGGAGCUGACAAGAUGAUCCGAAACAUGGAGGAUGAAACAGCCCUGGAUCUGGCUGACGGCAAUGAUGAUAUUUUGGCUCUGUUCCCCUUCGAUGAUAUUCAGAUCAUGGGAAGGACUGUGAUAAACUAUUAAAUAUGUGAAUAUGACACUUCGCAUGAUAAUUUUUGAUUUUGUUUAAACUCUGAUCUGAAGUUGUUGUUUUUGUGCAUCUGCUGCAUACAGUGGAAAGUAUUCAUAUCGUAUGUAUUGUGUAUUCGUAGCAUCCUUCGUGUAAUGCUAAACAUCAAGCAUUCUGAUUUAUGAUGUCAAUAUUAAUAUUAAUAUUUUGUUUUUUUGUAGCAAUACUGUUGCUGUAAGCAAGAUGAGCAAAUGAAACACUGCUUUUCAAACCUGCGUCCAAAAAGGCAGGUCAAAAUGCCAAUAAAAAGAAGUUUUAAUAUUUACAUUCA
Xyrauchen texanus (razorback sucker) is the source of this 1632-nucleotide messenger RNA. It is a transcript of the gene nfkbie, whose product is annotated as nuclear factor of kappa light polypeptide gene enhancer in B-cells inhibitor, epsilon. The record is from RefSeq and is a predicted model, not a curated record. The coding region runs from base 287 to 1315 and encodes 342 amino acids. Gene Ontology annotation, biological process: signal transduction; cellular response to lipopolysaccharide. Gene Ontology annotation, cellular component: cytosol. The transcript has 6 exons. Gene Ontology annotation, molecular function: protein binding. Lineage: Eukaryota; Metazoa; Chordata; Actinopteri; Cypriniformes; Catostomidae.